This is a messenger RNA of Cotesia glomerata, 4261 nucleotides long. RefSeq lists its product as uncharacterized. NCBI's taxonomy places the organism in Eukaryota, Metazoa, Arthropoda, Insecta, Hymenoptera, Braconidae. The record is from RefSeq and is a predicted model, not a curated record. The transcript has 6 exons. Bases 1640 to 4261 code for a protein of 873 amino acids.
AGUAAAUGAUAAUUAUUGUAGGUUGCUUUAUCGAGAGUUACUACGAUUGAAAAAUUAUAUAUCGUUACAAAAAAUAAUACGGCUACUUUUAAUCAUGGGCGAACAGAGCCAGCUGCACUUCGUCCGUUAAAACUUGAGCUUCAAAGACUGUCAUUAAACCCAUUAGUGACAUUAGAAUCACAAUUACUUGAAUUUAUCACUAAAAAGCCUGGUUUGUCAAUUUAUAGUUUGAAUAUUCAAAGUUUACAAACCCAUAACAAUGACAUUAUCGACAAAGUAGCUGCUAAUUCAAAUAUUCUACUUUUGUCUGAAACGUGGACUCAUAAUGAUGAAGACAUUUCCAUUCCUAAUUUUAAUUGUGUAGUUAAAUAUAAACGCCCUAAUAUAAGAUCUGGAGGUGGAGCUAUUUAUCAAAAUGAUAACGAUACAACACACAUUGUAACACCAUCAAUGGACAUUUCAGUACAUAAUAUACAGGCACUUGGAGUACAACUCAGUGCUGUAGGAGAAAUCUGUGCCGCUGAAUGUACAACAGCACUGAAAAAAAAAAAUUUGCUAUUGUAACAAAAGUCAGGAUUACGCAGUUAUUUGUUGAGAUAACAAAUCCAUCUUGGUCAACGCAACGAAAUGAUAUUUGUUGUGGCAAGUAAAAUGAAGUUGCCGUUGAAACAAAUGAAAUGUGUUGAGCAAAAUAUUAAAUCAGGUUUUAUUAACAUUCAAUAUUCUUGGUUACCAAGUUAUUUUAUUUAUUUAAGAAGUAAAAAGGAAGUGAUCAAAUUAUAAUUUACUGUAUGUAUAGUUAUUCAAGUUUAAUUAAAAUUACAAUUUAAAUGGACAAUGAAGAAAUGUUUAAUUUGUUAAGAAAUUGGGGCAUAAGUGACGGAUCAAUUAAUAAGUUCAUUGCUUAAACAAGAUUUUGAUACUUUAUAUCCUGAUCGAGACCAGAUUGCAACGGAAAAUUGGAGAAAAGUGGAACAAUUUUUAUAUAAAAAAUUGAUCGAUAGUGAUAUUUUUGAUGAUUCUGUUACUGACAUAAGUGAAAACGAAAAAACGGCGUUUAUUUUAACUCAUUUGGCCUUAUUAUUUGGUGUUUGUAAUGCAAUCCAAAAUAAAAAAAUUAUUAAACAUUUUCGUCCAACUCACGAAGAAAUGCAAAGAGGAUUUGUAUUACAAGUAUCAGUUGUUGGAAAUAUUGAAGCAAUAGUCAAAAGAAGAGUCGAUAAGCUUGCUCAAUAUAAAUGUACUUUACAACCAUUCAUUGUUGUUGUGGGUCCAAUUGAAAACAUUUCUCAAAUCUUCCUCUAUUUGCAUGCAGAUUAUCGUUAUGAAGUUAAUUCUCUAUUAGAAGCUUUUUUUUUGCUUUUUAAGUGCAUUUUCGCUCUCAACGCAAUUUACCCCCCUGAAUCGGCACAAAUAUGGCAGUUUUUCCAAAGAGUUCUUUGGGGUUUGCCAUAUGAUGACACAUACAACAGUCAUUAUAUAAGCGUCGAAACAUUGAUUGGACAGUACAAACAUUUUACUCCCUAAAAUUAAGUUUAGUUAUUAAGUUAAUAUCAGUUGCAUUGCAUUAAUAAUUUAAUUUUACAGUUCCGUAAAUGCUUAUAAUUAGUCAGUUAGCAACAUAAUUACUUAAUUUAAAAUGCCUAAUUGCAGUAUUUGUUCAAUUCAAGUUGAUUGUAUUAAUACACUCAUUUUUCAUAUCGCUAAACAACAUUCAGAUGUAAAAAAUAUAUACAAUUGUGGCGAAUUGAAUUGUUACUCAACUUUUAGCACAAAAGAUUCUUUCAAAAAACAUUUACAAAGAAUACAUGAUUGCCAGUUGAAAUCAUUAGUAGUAAAUGAUAUAGAUAUUAAUUUAACUAAUGAAACUCGAGAAUUUUCUAAUAGUGAAAAUCUAAAUUAUGACAGUAAUACUCAGAGUGACUUUCAGCAAAAUACAAAUAAUCCGGAUUUUUCAGCGAAUGAUUUCAAAACUGCCCUUAAUAAAGCAGCAGUAGAACUUAUAGCAAAUAUGUACGCUAAUCUUCGCUUGUCUAAAAAUAUUGUUCAACAUAUUCUCGAUGAUAUUAAGGUUUUCUUGAGUGAUUCUUUUAUAGGUAUAUUAGAAUCAAAAGUAGAAAAUACUCUUAUUAAUUCAAACUGUUCCGACAAAGAUAUUAAUGUAAUUAAAAAAAUGUUUGAUGAUAUAAAAAAUACUUUUGCGGAUUUAGAUACAGAACAUCGACGGUUGAAGCAUUUUGAAAAAUCAGGUUCUUAUAUAAAACCGAAAUCGUACAUUAUUGAUCGUACUUAUGUUAUUUCAAAAUCAAAAAAAGGUUCUAAAGGUAAAAUGACCGACAUAUGUGGACAAUUCAUACCAUUACGUGCAACGCUUAAAAAAUUUUUUCAGCAACCUAAUGCUUUAACUGACACGGUGAAUUAUAUGGAACAACUUAAAAAUAAUGAAACAGUAAUUGAAAACUAUAUUCAGUGUAAAUCAUGGGCUAAAAAACGAUCUGAAUACAAAGAUGAUGAUAUUGUGAUACCAUAUUUUUUAUCUGGUGAUGACGUGGAAGUUAAUAAUCCUCUAGGUUCUCGAUCAGGAAAGGUUAUGCCCAUUUACGCAUCAAUUCCAUGUUUACCAUCAGAAUGCCGGUCAAAAUUAGAAAAUUAUUUUCUUGUUUUAUUGUAUGACAGUUGGAUUCGUUUAAAUAAAAAUAAAAAAAAUCGAACAUUUCGCAUUUACCGCCCGCUCAUUAAGGAAAUAAAAUUUUUGGAAGAAAAAGGAAUUAAAAUUUUAACAAAUCAAGGUGAAAAACAUGUUUAUUUUGUAUUGGGUCUAAUCCAAGGAGAUAACCUUGACUUACAUGGUCUUUUAGGCUUUACCGAAUCGUUUUCUGCCACUUAUUAUUGUCGAUUUUGUAAAAUGGACAAAAAUACAUGUCAAAAUACCAUUCUUUUAUCCCCUGAAUUGACUCGAACUGUACAAAACUACAAGACAGACCUUAAAACAAAUAAUAUUACGCUAACAGGUAUACGAGAAAAAUGUGUGUUUAAUUCAGCUUCAUUCCAUGCCGUAGAGAAUUUUUCUGUCGACGAAAUGCAUGAUUUUAGAGAAGGGAUAGCUCAUGAUGAUUUAAUAGAAAUUUUAAGCGCAAUUACUUCACAAAAUAGUGAAUAUUAUGAGUUUUCUGUAUCGGAAUUGAAUGAAAGAUUAGCAGUGUUUGAUUAUGGGCCUAUUGAUUCCCUAAAUAAACCUCCAUUUAUUAGAGAUGACGAUUUGAGCAAAAAUAAUAAAUUAAAAAUGACAGCUUCAGAGUUAACCACGUUUGUUAGAUUAUUGGGAGUAAUAAUUGGAGAUUUAGUGUCGAAAAAUAACCCCUAUUGGCAAUUAUAUCUUAUUUUGCGAGAAAUAUUUGAUUUCAUUUUAGCUAAAAAAAUUACAAAUGAUCAAAUAAAUGCGUUUGAUACCACUAUAAUCAGACACUGGCAGCUGUAUAAGCAAUUGACUGGUAAUUCUAUGAAACCAAAGGGCCAUAUUUCUCUUCACUACAAAAAAACGUGUGAGGAAAGUGGUCCUUGCUCACAUUUAUCUUCAAUCAGAGCUGAAUCUAAGCAUACAAAUUUAACAGUACCGGCAUCAGUUAAUAAAUCUCGUGUAAAUAUUUGUAAAUCUAUCGCGAUAAAGCACCAACUAAAUUUAAAUUAUCGUUUUUUGGCAAAUAGAUCUAUUACAGAUGAAAAAAUUACUGGUAUUAAAAUGAAAAUUAAUUCUAAAACAUGGUCAAAAUAUAAUUGUUCAAAUGAAGCAUUAAAUAAUUCCAAAAAAAGUUUUUUUCGAUGGGUAGAAUAUAAAAGUAUUAAAUAUACCCAAAAUAUGGUUUUAAUUACUGGAACGAAAGAUCUCUGCCCAACAUUUGCUUUAAUUGAAUUGAUCAUCAGUCUUGAUGAUCGUAAUGAAUUAGUUUUUGUAUGCAGAAGUAUUGACGUAUUAGGGUUUAAUGAACAUGUAUGGGCAUACGAAGUAAAAACCGAUGAGAAAAUUAUAUUUGUCAAUGUUAAAGACUUACUUGACCCAUUCUCUCUCUACAUUUAUACCUCAGGUGCCACUGGAUUUUUCGCACAGUAUCCAGAAACUGGACCAGAACAUGGAAUGAAGACUCAGGGUCUACUUGAGUUGUACAAAGGACUCUCUAUUUUACACUGUACAGUACAACCAAAUAUUACGGUCUUAGUUAAGAAGAAAAACAUGUGUUUUACCAAGGACAAUACAGAGGGUUAG